AUAUCAAAGAGUAGAGAAAGAUGGGUAGUAUUCCAUGGACUAUGGAAGAGGAUCAGUUGCUGAGAAAAUGCAUAGAGAAGUAUGGAGAAGGGAAAUGGCAUCGUAUCCCUCAGUUAGCCGGUAAACUAAAUUGAGUUGUAUUAAUUUGUUUUCUGAACAACUCUAGCUUCUAUGUAUUUUGGAAAUUAGGAAAAGAUUUGAUCAGUAACGCAAUCUGCAGAUGGUGGAUGAAGCCCUGCAAGGGUUCGGGUUUCAGAUCCUUCAGCUUUGUCUUGGAAAGGGUCUCUAUCUCUUACUACUGGGGUGGUUUAGUUCCGACUAGGUCUGAUCGAAUUUUACAGGUUAAUGAUGAUCGCCUUUUUUCUGGGUGAUGGCUAUGUCAGGGCGGCUCCUAUGUUGUCUUCCUACUGGGGUGUAGUCUAGGAGCGGUAGUUGCGGUGGCGCCGUUUGGUCUGGGCGGGAAUUCGAUGUGAUGGCAGCGGGUCAUGGUUGCAGUCAAGCUUGCCUAUUGGGCUGGCUUGCUCUCUUUGGGUUUGGGAUAGGGCCUUUGGACCUCAUCUUGCGCUUCAUAGCUUCGGUUAUAGUUGGGGUCUGGAUCCCACAAAUUUAAAGACUUGGACCUACAAAUGCAAAUAAUGAGUCCUAUACAUGGACUAGAACUGUCUUAAGAAGCUUUGGGCUGUGCUGGGAAAUUCAAUUUCCAUUGGGCUUGUAGGUUAUAACCACAAUCUCACAAAUGGAGUGAAGGAGAAAAAUAGAGCCAUCAUGGGUGUACUUGGUAAAUCUUUUUGGGUGUAUCUUAACCAUUUCCAACCCAAAGUCUUGACUUUUCCUUUCUUUUGGGUAGUUUCCUAUUUGAUUAGGGAUUUAAUAAACCCAAUCACGUCCUGUUUUGUUUAGGAAUUUCUUUUGGGUAGUCUCCUAUUUGUUUAAGGAUUUAAUGAAAUAAAAACAGUUCUCCACUCUCCAAAGCAACCCAGCAUUUCCCAUAUUAAAUCCCUCAUUUUCCAUCUCUCCCAAUACCCACAAAUGAUUGCUCAGUUUUCCGACUCCGUUGUGUUCAGAUUCUUCAGCACACUCUUCGUCGAAGAAGAGAUUUCUCCGAUGAGGAAUUCCGGUUUCUCUAGCACUGUACCGGAAAGAGCUGAAUCUGAGAUUCGGAAAAGUUACGAAGAAGAUGAUGAUUCAGAAUUCUUUGAUGUUGGUGAUAUAGAGAUCUCAGAGCCAAAUUUCGUGUUUAAAUUUGAGUACCAGACUGGGGAAAUAUUAAAAACACUGGAAAAAGCGGAUGUAAUUGGUGAUUAUGUAGCUUUUCAGGCCCAAAAGAAUACUAGUAGUAGUUGCUUCAUUGAAGAAGCAGAAAAUGGGUCUGCUCAGAAAUCAAACUGUGGUUCUAUAGAAGCAACUGAUGUUGAUGAAGGAAAAAGUGCUCAGGGUUUUACAGAGGGUUUUGACCAAUUGGUUAGACAAGUACAAGUUCAUGAGGAAAAAGGUACUGAUCAGGGUUUUAGAGAUGGUGCAUUUGAGGAAGAGGAGGUAGAGAAGAAAUCAGUGAUUGAAGAAGAUUCUGUUUCGGACGACGAAGAAGGAUCCGAGAGUCAGGAAGAAGUAGAUGUUAAUAAUGAAGAAAUGUCUCAUUCAGAAGAGGAAAGUGAUAGUACUGGUGAUGAGAAACUGGCUACUAGUCAUGAAGAUGAGUUGGUUUCGGAAGAGAACUUUGUUAGUUCGGAAUCUGAUUCUGAUUUGAUUUGCUCAAGUCUAGAUGAUGAUGAAGUAGGUGCUUUGGAAGACAUUGGAUUGCACGAGCCUGAUGGUUUUGAUGAAGAAGAUGAUGAUAUAAUGGAACAAGUUAGAGAACUAGAAGAGUUGUGUACGACUGAUGAUCAAAACUCGAAAGGGUCCGAACCUAAAGGAGAAGAAAAGCUAGUGGAUGAUUAUAAUGGUUCCGAGGAUUCAGACACAUUGGACGUUUUGUGGGAACACCAAGAGUUGAUAGACCAGUUGAAAAUGGAGCUCAAGAUAGUCAGAGCUACAACUGGUCUGCCUACAAUUUUUGAAGAAUCCGAGUCUCUGGAUAUGGAUGACUUGAAGCCACUCAAGAUUGAUGAAAAAUACCAACACGGAGAUAGAAUGAGGGUGCUUCACAAGUUCUACAAGAGUUACAGGACUCGAAUGCGCAAGUUGGAUAUUUUGAAUUACCAGAAGUUAUAUGCAAUAGGUGUUCUGCAGUCUAAGGAUCCACUUAGAUCGUUUUCGAGCUACAAAUCCUCAACUCCGGCAAUCAAAUCCUUUCUUUCCAACUGGAGGCUAUGUAGACCCAAAAUAGAUUGUGAUCCAAUUGUUAAGUUCAUUAAGGAUGUGCUAGUGAAUUGGAAUUGGUCUAUGUAGGGCAGUUGUGCCUUUCAUGGGAGUUCCUUCAAUGGCAAUAUGAGAAGGCCUUGGAGCUAUUGGAAUCUGCCCCUAAUCAAAUACAUUCAUACAAUGAAGUUGCAGAGGAAUUGCAACAUUUUCAAGUGCUCCUGCAAAGAUUUAU
This is a messenger RNA of Rosa rugosa (rugosa rose), 2533 nucleotides long. RefSeq lists its product as uncharacterized. The transcript is spliced from 2 exons. Bases 1030 to 2388 code for a protein of 452 amino acids. Lineage: Eukaryota; Viridiplantae; Streptophyta; Magnoliopsida; Rosales; Rosaceae. The record is from RefSeq and is a predicted model, not a curated record.